CAAAGCUCUAUCUUAAUUACUCUAAGACAAAGAAUACCAAAACAUGGCAGUAAACUAAAGAGCCAGCUGCAUGUGAUACCUCAUGAGUCCUCACUUCUCUUCCAACCUCUCCCACCAAAAGGAUAAACAUAACUAACCCCUCUACACACACACUCAUCAUCAUUGCUCUGUUCCUUUCUCCACUUUCCUUCAGAAACAGAGUACCUAAAACAGGGGAAUAUGCAGGGGAGCAGUAGAAGAAGAUCUAUAACAAGAAAUGCAGGAGUUGCCUCUGGUUCUGUUUGGGAAACAAGAAUGAAGAUGGAUCAAGUGAAAGGUGGCAUCAAAGUAUUCAAUGGAGAUAAUGGUAAUGAUAAUAGAGAUGAAGAAGGGAUGAAAGUUUAUCGAAGACUUGUUCGAAACCAGAGUGAUCCUUCUUCAAUGGGAAAUAGGAAGAGGAGGAAUUGGAAGCAACCAGAGAAACAUGAGAGUGGUGGUGGUUGUAGUGCAAUUCAACUUAAGAGGUAUAUCUCUGAAUUGAAUAAAGAGGAAGAUAGUGUGAGUGUUGAGGAGGAGGAAGAGAAGGAGGUUGAGAUUGAUAAAGAGAUGGAUCUAGUUGUUGUUGUAAAUGAGGCAAAGAGUGAAGCAGAGGAGAAGGUUGAUCAAAGCUUUGAGACUCCAGCAUCGACACCAACACCGGCACCGGAGAAGAUCGAACAUGAGACAAUUGAUCUUCGAACAAUGCACCCUGAUCCGGUCAAGCCACCAUCUUUGGUGAGCAAUGCUAACAUCCAUGAGACAUUUGAAGCUGAAGAAGAGGAAGUGGAUUAUCAGUGUGAGACUAAAUUGGGAGAUCAUAACAGAAUGCAGAGCAUUGUUGAUCUGGUGAUGUGGAGAGAUAUAUCGAGAUCGGCUUUCGUAUUCGGUUUCGGGUCUUUCUUUCCUUCUUCUUCUUAUGCUAAGGAUCUUGAAUUCAGUUUAAUCUCAGCAAUUUCAUAUCUUGGACUUGUUUACCUUGCAUUAAUCUUUGUCUACAAAUCAAUUCUCCAAAGAGGAGUAGGAAUGGAGUACUAUGAUGAAAUGGUGAUUGGAGAAGAAGAGGCAAUAUGGAUAGUGAAAUUUCUCCUACCAUACAUCAAUGAAAUCUUGUUAAAUAUCAAAGCUCUCUUCUCUGGUGACCCUGCAACAACAAUGAAGUUGGCAGUGGCAUUGUUUGUUAUGGCAAGGUGUGGGAGUUCCAUAACAAUUUGGACACUUUCCAAACUAUUGUUCUUUGGAGUUUUCACCAUCCCAAAGCUUUGUUCUUCUUCUUCCUUUCAGUUGGCAAGAUAUGGUAAAUUUUGGCUGGAGAGAGUUAAAGAUGGAUGGGAAUCAUGCACUCACAAAAAAGCGGUCGCCGGGGCUAUCUUCACUGUUCUUUGGAAUUUGUCUUCCACUGUAGCUCGUAUUUGGGGAGUUUUUAUGCUUUUGGUGGCAAUGAAAUUCUACCAACAACAAUGCAUGGUAGCACAAGAGUGGGAUGUGGAGGAGGUGGAAGAGGAGGUGGUACAACAAGAAGCAGAAGAUUCUAAAGCUGUUAAUGGGCCUGUGAUGGGCACAACUUUGGGCUCAGGCCCAAGAAGCCACCGACACAAAAGUGGGCCCAUAAGAGAGAGAAAGUUGAAAAAGUGGAACUAGAGAGAAGGAUAAGGGGACAAAGAUUAAAAAGGAUAAAAGAGGACAGCAUAGCAAAAUUGCUUAGAUUGAUUCCCUCUCUUUUUUUCUUUUUUUUUUUAUUUUAUUUUAUUAUUUUGCAUGUGAGUCUUCUUUGUCCCCCUUCGCAAGCAAAUAGUCUAAUUUGGAGUUAUAUGCUUUCUUCUUCUACUUUUUUUUGUGUAUAGUAGUAUCAUGUAAGCUUUUUGUUUUUCAUAUAUUAUAUAUAUAAAUGUUUCUAUUUGUUUCUUUCU
Dioscorea cayenensis subsp. rotundata (Guinea yam) is the source of this 1925-nucleotide messenger RNA. RefSeq names its product reticulon-like protein B21. NCBI's taxonomy places the organism in Eukaryota, Viridiplantae, Streptophyta, Magnoliopsida, Dioscoreales, Dioscoreaceae. The record is from RefSeq and is a predicted model, not a curated record.